GCUAUCAAUAGACUACAAUAUAAUAUAAAUGAUCAUUACCCUCAUUUAAGAAACUCAUGGAAAACACUGGAAAAAAGGCCUACAUUAUUUAUCUGAUGCAUUUGAAAUUGGGGUAACUCAAAAAAACAACAUUUCUUUGAGUUUAGUGAAGUUGAUAUUUUGAGUUGGGCACACUAAGUAACAGUAACUUCAUUAGACUUAAAUUUGAGAAAUGUGAAAAGGCACAACAACAACAACAAAAAGUUCAACCAACUUUAUUAAAGUCGGUAUAUGAAUUACACAAAUCUUGAUUAAAUUUAGUCGAAUUUAUGUUUAACAACUUACAUUAAGUCGUUCUUGUAAUGUAGGUUGAUAGGUGAUCGCCAAUUGGUCAGAUGUGCUAGUUUUGCUGAUAUUUCAGGAAUGUCGGUGUAGCAUAUAGUGCUGUAGAACAUAACACAUGAACCAGCUCGUCCACAUGAACUGACAGUAAUGCGCAGGGAAACCAAUCAGUGAAGUCACUGGCAGCCAGAGGUGGCUGGCCCUGUUUUACAAGGCGCAGCUCUCGCCUCCACCCUCAGCAAGAUAAAGUCAUGCGCUCAGGGAAUUCACGCUACACUUAUGCAGGAAUCGACUUUUAAUCUCCUGCUGCAGUGGUUGAUUUUCCUUCAAUGGCAUUUUAUAAGGAAGACAGCCAGGAGGACGCGCGAGAGUGUCCAGUGUGCUAUGAGUGUCUGUCGGGCACGGAGAGGACCCUGAGCUGCGGACACGUAUUCUGCCACGACUGUCUGGUCAAAACGCUGGUCAGCAUCAACAGCAAUGGAAACAUCAGAGACACUAUUGUUUGCCCCAUCUGCCGACAUCUUACAUUCAUCAGGAAACAACAGGAAGCGCCCGUGGCCGUCACGACGGACAAGGAUCCAGGUGAAGGGCAGACCCUCGAGGUACCUCUCCCUCCGCCUCCGAGACAGGUCCAGCGCGCGCGGGGCGACUCCAGGGACACUUUACCGGGAGACGUUAACCGGAUUGCUCGCUGCUUUAAGGGAGUGUCUGAUCGAUUCCGUCGACAGAGGUUGAUCAGCCCCAGCCAUACCGCAUCUCAGAUCUUUAUCAUAAGCGCUCAAGGGCGACCCAUGGCCGAAUACGAUGCGCUCAGCGUUGUGAUGACUGUGGUUCAACCCCGGCGCAGGCGAAGGCGAAGGAUUUGCACAACUGCGCGAUGCCUGCUCGUUUUACUGUCAGCAUUUACUAUACUGGCACUAGUGGCUGCUACUUUACCCUGGAUUUUGCUGGCAUAGCCCAGUGAUAUGGAUUAUGAAGGGCCAUUAGGGCACGAUGAACUGAAGUUGUUUUUACUAAAAUCAAUUAUCUUAUGAAUUUCAGGAAAUAAUAAAUGCACUGAAAAUGUACAAUUUCGUUAAUAUGGUAAUACUUUUGUUUGCAACAAGGUUUUAAGAUGUUGUCUUUUCCUUUCCCCUUAAGGAAAAGUCAAGGAGUUUAUAAGCAUGCCCAUGUCCUUUAUGUGCAUUACCAAGCAACAGUCUGAGGUAAAGUAAAGGUUAAAGCCUGGACAGCUAACUCUUUAGUCUGUGACAUGUUCCACCUGUUUUACGGGAAGCUAUCAUGCAGGCAAUUGUAACAAUUUCAAAGCACAUCCAAAAGUUUGUAAAUCCAAGAGGAGUGGACAUUUUGAAAUGAUAAUUUCAACAAUAAUCAAAAAAAGGGGGUUGGCUGAAAGAAAUGUAACAAAAAAACGUAUAACCCUGCUUGUUGAAGCUGCUCAAGUCAUUGUUGUGUUACUCUGUUGUUGGACACACUGUUUCUAAGCAGCAGAACAAAAACUGUAUACUUCAGAGCUAACAUCUUUCCCACCUUCAGGAUUAUUUUUGAGUGUCUGCAUAUGUCCUCAAAAUAAAAAAGAUGGGUCACAUUUUGGCAGCAAGACGUCAGCUUGGUUUAUUGAUGGAGCAAAGUGUAAUAGUAAAGACCUUGUUACAUGUUGACAGACUUCCUCCACUCCUUACAGUAGACGAAGACAUUUUUAAAAAUAUCACGCAAUUUCUAUUUUAAGCAUUCACUUUACACAUGCUGAUCAAGUGGGAAAACGCAACCUGGAGGGAGUCAGAGGUUUUGUUAGACCCCAGUAACACCCCGAUCCUAUACAGCGUGCGACUGACUCUCCUUGUAGUGUGUAUAUAAGUGUAAACAGAGCCACCUUUAAAACUUUCAGUUAGAAAUAAUUGAUGCAUGGCAGUCUGAAGGAGAGAUAUAGCAGGCAGAGAUGAGCUGCGCCUGGCUGUAAGGAGAUAUACUGCUGGACUGUGGCAUUAAAUUACCGCCUGUAAAACAAAAAUUUCUUGGAAAGUCUAAUGAUAAUUUUUCUGAAACAAAUAGCUCACAAUCCACAAAAGACUGCCAGUAUCGUCACCAUCCUGACAAACAUGUACACUCCUAGUUUCCUCCAAUGUAACAAUCCCUCAGCCAUCCUGCUGGGCCAGUCCUACAGGUUACACUCCUGGAGAGGCCUCUGUUUUUCAGUCUUGCCCAGUUUCUCAGUGGGUGAGAGGACAAUAAUUAUUUAUUUCAUUUGAUUAAAAUAACUUUGUUUGUUGAUGAUAUUGGGUUGCAUGUCAGUGGAUAUAUCCAAAUGAACUGUAAAAAGUUGUAAAUGCGGAAAAAAGACACCAAUUUCAAGGCAAAGAGAGAUUUCUCAAAGAACCAGCUGUUAGGUUUCUGCUCACUCUGAUGAAUACAUUCCUGUGGCAGAAUUAAUCCCCAGGUGGUGGUGGAAGAAGCACUCAGAUCCUUUAAAUAUUCAAUUACGAGUCAAAGUCCUGCAUUUAAAUAAAUCCUAUAGAAGCAUAAUAAUCAAAAUGUUCUUAGCGUCAAAGUAAAUAUACUGCUCAGCAGUAAAAUGUUCCCUGUGACUGAUUUGCUACAAUAUAUUAAAUGAAUAUUGUUGUAGCUGGUUAAUGUGGAGCUAUAGUGUUCUUGCUACCACAAGACACAUCUGGGGGUUUGUGAGAUGAUUGAUGUUUCAGGA
Anarrhichthys ocellatus (wolf-eel) is the source of this 3022-nucleotide messenger RNA. Its product is annotated as RING finger protein 222. Lineage: Eukaryota; Metazoa; Chordata; Actinopteri; Perciformes; Anarhichadidae. The record is from RefSeq and is a predicted model, not a curated record. The transcript has a single exon. The coding region runs from base 651 to 1277 and encodes 208 amino acids.